AGGAAAAGAGUCUGUUUAUCUGGAGAACAAAUUCAUGAAAAGCUUUUUUGUAUUUAUUCUUGCAAUGGCAAGUGUUUGGCUACAGAUGGAAACCUAAACACUCUUGUUGAAGUUUGAGAAAGCUCGUAUAUACAGGAUUUCAUACAUAUAUUUAAUACGGCAUCAUUAUUUUCAAGGUGGAAUGAAUUUGGACAGAAUCGCAGAGACGGUGAGACCCCCACCGACGCGCGACAUGGCCUCUACGUUUCACUUGCCGAGAACUGCAAACAACACUCGAGAAACGUUGGAGAACUCAAGCAGCGAGUCAUCAGAUACUGAAAUAACAGAAAAGGAGAGGAGUGUAGAACACAGAAGUGACGAUGGAAACGCGGAUGACCCCAAAAAGAAGAAAGCGAGGCGGCAGAGGACUCAUUUCACCAGCCAGCAGCUGCAGGAGCUCGAGGCCACCUUUCAGCGGAACCGCUACCCCGACAUGAGCACGAGAGAGGAAAUAGCUGUGUGGACCAACCUCACCGAGGCCAGAGUCAGGGUGUGGUUCAAAAAUCGCAGGGCCAAAUGGAGGAAGCGUGAACGCAACCAGCAAAUGGACCUGUGCAAGAACAGCUACCUGCCCCAGUUCAGUGGCCUCAUGCAGCCCUAUGACGAGAUGUAUCCCACCUACACCUACAACAACUGGACGAACAAAGGACUGACCCCGGCUAAUCUGUCCACAAAGAACUUCACUUUUUUCAACUCAAUGAGCCCACUCACAUCCCAGUCAAUGUUCUCAGCUCCUAACUCCAUCUCCUCUAUGACUAUGGCCGGAAGUAUGGGCGGGCACUCGGCUGUACCGGGGAUGCCAACUGCGGGCCUGAACAACAUCAGCAAUUUUAACGGCAUCGGCACCGCUACAAUCAACUCAGCCAUGUCCUCGUCGUCCUGUCCGUAUGGGCCUCCUGGUUCCCCUUACAGCGUAUACAGAGACACAUGUAACUCUAGCCUGGCGACCCUGAGACUGAAAUCGAAACAGCACCCAACCUUUGGAUACAGCGGGUUGCAAAGUCCCGGGUCUAGCCUUAACGCCUGCCAAUACAACAGCUGACGUAUCAGCCGUGAUGAAAAUAAUUUGCGGACAGCUCUAAACCUAGUAGCCUAGCCUACCUGCGAAUGGAGCGAAAGACAACUAAACUGGAUUAGUUGCAAUCAUUUAUUUUUCAAAUGAAUUAUGCGGGUUGUAGCCUAUGUGUUUACCAAUGAACUUGUAGGCUACAACAAUUUUAAUGUCCAUGUUUUUUGGAUUUAAAAGUGAUGAUGAAGAUGUGUUACAUUGCAACGUUGUACAUUAGCCUACAUAAGAAACAGACAAAGGAUCUCCUAUGCAUGUUCGCUUACUUGCUUUGAGGGCUCAAACCCAUUUGAAUUGACUUGUAUUGGUCUAAGCCAGCGUUUCUCAAACUCGGUCCUGGGGACCCCAAGGAGUGCGCGUUUUGUUUUUUUGCCCUAGCACUACAUAGCUGAUUCAAAUAUUCAACCAAAACCCCCCUGGGGUCCCGAGGACCGAGUUUGGUAAACGCUGGCUUAGGCCCUGUACUCUUGGUCUUGGAUUAGAAACAGUUUGGUAAACUUGGAUUAGAAACCAAGAAGUGGAACACAUAUAACUAGACAUAUCCGGACUCUGUAGAAGAACAAUUGUAUUGUACAUAGCUCAGACUUUUAUGUUGCUCAUGUGUUUUACCGUUUAUGCAGGGGGUGCCACUGGCCCACCCAAUUGUGUCCUGUUUCUGUAGCAUGACUUUACCUUUAAAUGCUCUGUCUGGAGUAUUUUCGUUUUAUUUGUUUGCUAAAAAUAGAAUUUCUGCAUUUUUAACAUGGGUGCAAAGUGUUUUGUACGAGUUGAUAAUAACGUAAGAUAAAGCAAAAUCCAUUAUACUGUAUUCAAAAGGUGAUUGAAAAGUAACUUCAUGUGUUUUUGGUAAUAUGUUUGAAUAAACUACAGCAGAAAGAAGUGCAUUUCAGAUAUUAAAUGACAGAAAAGGUAUACAUGACAAAACAUAAUAUGUUCCAAGUUUAUGGAAUAAAAGAUAGUAGUGCAAAGUAAACAG
Molecule: messenger RNA, 2081 nt
Organism: Oncorhynchus kisutch (coho salmon)
Lineage: Eukaryota; Metazoa; Chordata; Actinopteri; Salmoniformes; Salmonidae
Product: pituitary homeobox 1-like
Exons: 3
Coding region: 182-1081 (299 amino acids)
Biological process (GO): regulation of transcription by RNA polymerase II; anatomical structure morphogenesis
Cellular component (GO): nucleus
Molecular function (GO): RNA polymerase II cis-regulatory region sequence-specific DNA binding; DNA-binding transcription factor activity, RNA polymerase II-specific
Source: RefSeq, a predicted model, not a curated record